This is a messenger RNA of Fusarium sp. VM40, 4536 nucleotides long. Lineage: Eukaryota; Fungi; Ascomycota; Sordariomycetes; Hypocreales; Nectriaceae. The record is from the annotation of a GenBank genome assembly.
AUGGAACAGCCAUUCUCGACGUCAAAAGUGACCGUCGAGUACUUCGAUCCUCACGAUGUUUACAAGCUCCUCGCCCCUGGCCUGGUCCCUCGUCUGCCUCUACGUAACCUAAACUGGCAAUCGCAUGCUGGACCCCUACGAUCCAUCGAUACACUUCAUGUUGAGCUCCUUCAGGGGGAUGAUCCUGGACCAGCUACAUCUCCCCAUACCCUUCGACGAUCAGGGAGCACGGUCGAUGAUGGCUUUCAACAACAGAACUUUGGCGGUCAGACAGCUCCAGCUGAUCAGAUAGACACCCAGUCACUGCCAUCUAGAGCAAUUGGAAGCCAACGACGGCAUCAAAUCCCUGGCCUGCGUCGAACACCCUAUCUGAAGGUGCUGCUAGUGAGAUGCGACGACAACGAGACAUACAAGACUUCUGUUCGAGCCGAGAUUCGAGAAUGGAUCAAGACUCACAUACCUUCAUCAAAUAACCCGAAACGAAAUAGCAAACAGGAGAAACAUGAUGCAUUUGAUUACUUGAUCUUGCAUGUGGUUCUCCCCAACACAGCAGCCUCAACGCAGCCCAGAACAAGCGCUCGCUCGCAGGAUACUUCAGAGAAAUCAGGUCCGCGAUGGCGAACUGGUUCAACUCCCCUGUUCGAGAAGCUUCGCACGGAAUUUUCGGGCCUUGGGAAGACGGCACCAGAUCGAGUUGCACAAAUCCGAAUCGGAAUCAAUGAUCUUCCGUAUGAUCAACUCCCAAGAGUGGUUCCUGCGGUGCCCACAGGAUACUUGGAAGAUGAGCAUGACGCCGAAAACGCUUGGGCAGAGCUCAUUGCAAAGCUGAAGAGUCUUAUUCUUACCUCGUUCGACUUACGUGUAACCCAGUACGAAGAGGAUAUUAAAGAAAAAGACGGUCAGCGAAGUCUACCAGGAUGGAACUUCUGUACCUUUUUUAUCCUGAAAGAAGGCUUGGCAAGAGGUUUUGAGAGUGUUGGACUUGUGGAGGAUGCGUUAGUCGGCUAUGACGAACUAAGCGUUGGGCUUGACUCUGUCGUGAACGAGCAGGCUGAUGAAGGGUCGCCUACAAGACACGGCGGUGCAAUGCUCAGUUAUACCGAUGACCUCAAAGAAAUCGUCCGCACUGCUCUCGCCAAAGCACCUGGCGGAAACACCGAAGACGAAGAGGCUGUGGACCUUCAGUCAAACGAAACGAUCAAGGAGCAGUUUGAUGAGAUACCUAUCAGUGCUACCAAGAAGGCAUACAGAGACAAGAUUCUCGCUAAUGAUGUCUCGGUCUUUGACUUCCGAUGUUAUAUCUUUGCGCGUCAAAUGGCACUGCUUCUGCGGCUCGGAAACGCCUGGUCAUCAAAGGAUGAUCUGCUGGCUAAGCUGAAGGAACAACAAGAGUCUGUCUUGCACGGAGUUGCUCCCUUAGCGCCUCCUCCGAAACAUACAGAAGAGAGCGAGAAUCUGGCCAGUCUCGGUGAAAUAUGCCGCAGGACUCUACAGUUUAUACCAGCAGUAUCGCAGAUCAUGCGACGAGAUAUCCUUACUGCUGUCGCAUCUGAGAAAUCCGACGAGGACGACUCUCCUAUCGACCCAAACCUGUCCGAAAUCAUGGAUAAUGUGGUUGCCUCAUUCGCUUUCUCAGUUGCUCAGCAGAUUCUUGCCCAAACCGCAUCUAAAUCUUUGCCUAUUCCUCCAUCAACUCUUACUCCUCCCCAAAGUCAAGAGCAGAAGACCUCCAUUCCUGAGCCCAAGACUAUGAUGCACCCCGCUAGGACUUCAUCGCUCCAUGUGUCAACAGGUCCUGCACAUGGUUCUCGUCCUCCCCCGAGCCCUGGUGUUUUUCCAGGACCGGGUAUGCCAAAGAUCAGCAACGAUCAUGAUGCACUGUUUCUCAAGGCCGGCCUUGAAGAUUUGGCUGCUAAGCGCGCCGAGCUUUAUAUGAUGUCUCGAAGCAUUCUCGAUGGUCUUGGCAAGAAGCGUGGCUGGAGCAAUGGGUGGCAAGAAGCGCCUAUCAUUGCAGAAGCUGAGGCCGAUUUCGAGGAAAUAAGUCUUGAUCAGCCUGCCACAGAUGCUUCUGUUUCGGAGGAUAUCCCACCCUUGGACAUUGGCGUCAAUAACAACCUUCUCCAGACUGCGAUUGACAGCCCAGAGAACUUUUACCGUCUUUAUGAGAUCCUGACAGAUAAGGCGCUUCGGCACUAUACUGUCGCAAACCACGAUCAUGCUGUACAAGCCAGCAUGGCAGAUCUUGCUGUGCUCAACUUCUUUCUUAAAGAAUUCGGUACUGCUGCUUCAUAUUUCUAUCGAGCGACACCUUUCUAUGGUGAAAGCGGAUGGACCUCACUUGAGUUAUCUAUGCUUGUAAUGUAUCUACACUGUUUUCGCGAGAUGAAGUCUAAGGAUGACUACGUGCGUGUCGCUCUCAAGCUGCUUACCAAGUCUUGUGCGGCUGAGAAAGAGAGGUUAGAACAACGUUCAAAGAGGGUAUCGAGGAUUGGCAAGCCUGAACCUGCUGAUGCAAUGUCGAUGAAGGGAGUUGUUGGCAACCUGUUUGACCUGGCCUCGUCCUUAUCCUCCCAAGUCAAAGUACAUGUGUCAAACUUCUUUACAAAUAUUGAAGUGGCGGGUGCCCCUGAGUACUAUGAUAAAGAAGACAAAUGCACUCUGACUAUCAAUCUCUGGAGUUUGUUGCCAGAUGACAUCAAGCUAGAUGGAGUGGAAGUUCGAGUCACGACAUCUGAGGGAGGACCGACCAAGGAAUUACACUUAUCAAGAACCGGAGAUGUUGUCUUACACCCUGGCCAGAACAGCGUCAAAGUAGAUUGCACGUCUGUUGUUCCUGGAAAGUACAAGAUAGAUCAUCUAGGACUGUCUUCGAGCAAUCUUCUCCUUCAUUUCGAACGUGACAUCAAUCAAACACCUUCACCAACGACUGAUGUCUUCAGGCAUCCUGAAGUUGUUCUAUUCCAGAGAACCGGCGCACUCGACGUCCAGCUUACAGCCACUAAGCAUACUGCUCUGGAUAAGAACAACACGUUGGAUCUCACACUCAGCUCCGGAUGGAAUUCGUUAAAGAACUGUGAAAUCCGAGUAAAGCCUACCACGGGUGGUUUGAGACUACUGACCCUUGAAGCUAAGGUCGUCGACUCAUCUAUAGAGUUUGCAAAGAAACCAGAGACUGGAGGUGUUCUUUACUUUAAUCAGAUUGCCGCGGAAACGACUGUCACCUUCCGCUUUCCUUAUUCGGUUGAGCAAGACAUGGCUGAUGUAUCUGCCAAGGUCGAUGUCACAUACACAACCGAAAUGGGCCAAAAGUACGCAUUUGCCAAGUCCAUAGUGAUUCCCAUCUCUCUGGCUUUGGGUGUCAACGUGCAAGACGUAUUCAAGCACCAAGCCCUUUACUCCCGGUUCAACGUGUCGACAGCAAGCCCCAGUCCACUGCGGCUAUACAAAAGCGAGCUGAUACCAUCGGAUUUGUUCGAGUCCGAAUUUGGUGUUCCGCCUGCCGAUACUACCAUGGUGUUCUCAAAACAGCCAGCAACACUCCUUUACCGUGUCAAGAGAAAGACCGAUGUUAGGUCGAGCAAGCGAGUUGCAAGGACUAUGUAUCUGAAGCUGUACUACAACGUUCUCCAAACGGAAAUCGAAGAGGCGAUUGUCCAGUCCAUCUUCGAUACUCUCAACGAUCCCUCGCUGGAAUCAUUCUCCAAGCUCAUCUCAACAGUGGUGGUGAGAGAGACAAAGUCUCUGCAGCCUAUUGAUCUCGAACGAGCUUCUCUACUGGGUGCAGUUCCUACCAGCUUCCUGGCGGAUGUCCCUUGGGACAAGUACUUUGCUGGUAUCGGACGGGUCCCAGAGACACAGGAAGACGCGACUGAGAAGAUAUCAGUUGCUAUCAAGGAGUGGCAGGCAUCGAAUCCUCGAGUCAAACUCCCAACGACACAACACGAUGAUCCCUGCACCCUUCUCAUACCAGUUGAGAUCCCUUCGCUGUCUAUUUUACAUACAGCUGAUAUAGAGCUUCAAACACCACGCUCGGAGAUGCUUGACCAGAAGCCCGGUACGAUUCCUACUGUGGCCAUUAACCAGAUGCUUCCGGCCACACUUCACCUUAAGUGGACACAGAUCUGGGACACUGAAAUGAAUCACAAGAAAGAUAUAGAGUACAGUUACGAAGUCAUCGCCCCAGCUGACACUUGGCUUCUGGGUGGACGUCGUAAGGGUCAUUUUGUGAUUCCAGGUUCCAAGCGCGAACCGCUUUCAUCGUCGUCGGAUUCCGAGGCCCAGAUCCCGCUUAUCAUGAUCCCGUUACGCGAAGGUUGGCUGCCAUAUCCUACGGUCGAAAUCCGCGAGGUUAAAGACGGAGUUGAGAACCAAGCACAGACGUGCGAGGUGGACUUCAGGAACCUGGGCGAGUCCAUCCGGGCUGUAUGUGAGAGGAAAGGUGUUACGGUGAGCUUGGAUGCGAGCGGACCUGGAGGUGGCCCGUUGGUGUUGGACAGUGAGGAGCCUAGCCGAGAGAGGGGGAGAAUAGUUGCGUAG